CGGGAGGAGCGGCGCCUUCCCGUCGUGCCCCGCGCGCGCCACACAAAGGGACGCGCAGGGAAAAUGGCGGCGGCGACCGCGGCGGCCUCGCAAAGCGCCCCCGGCAAAAUGGAGCCUCCGGCGGCCUCCGCGGCCGCGGCGGCGCCUCCACCCGCGCCCAACGGGGCGGGCGGCGCGGGGGGGCCGCCCCCCAAGAGUGAAGGGGAGAGACCAGCCCAGAACGAGAAGAGGAAGGAGAAGGGGGUGAAGAGGGGGGGGAACCGCUUCGAGCCCUACGCCAACCCCUCCCGGAGGUACCGCGCCUUCAUCACCAACAUCCCCUUCGACGUCAAGUGGCAGUCCCUGAAGGACCUGGUCAAAGAGAAAGUUGGUGAGGUAACAUACGUGGAGCUCUUAAUGGACGCUGAAGGAAAGUCAAGGGUAAGUGUUCUGAGAGAAUUUACUUCUGUGGAUUUUCUACCUGCCCAAAAAAAUUGAAAACAAAGAUAAAAAAAAUAA
This is a messenger RNA of Pseudopipra pipra, 498 nucleotides long. Its product is annotated as heterogeneous nuclear ribonucleoprotein M-like. The record is from RefSeq and is a predicted model, not a curated record. The transcript has 3 exons. Gene Ontology annotation, cellular component: cytoplasm; nucleus. NCBI's taxonomy places the organism in Eukaryota, Metazoa, Chordata, Aves, Passeriformes, Pipridae. Gene Ontology annotation, molecular function: mRNA binding. Bases 64 to 477 code for a protein of 137 amino acids.